AUGACGGCGAGCGGUGGUGAACAACUCGAUGCGCUGGUCGACUCCAUUCUGCAGUCGCGUGACCACCUCGCCAGCACUGGCCACAUCACGCAGCGGCUGCCAUCCCCACAGCAAAGGGCGCACACCAACAGCGACAGCCACAACACCAGAAUGAGGGCCUACAUGCACGCCGUGAGCCCCGGCGGCAGCAGUAGCUCUGCGGGCAAUUUCGUGGACGCCGGCACGGCUUCCCACUACGUGUCGGUGUCCACGAGCAGAGCGACGGCAACGCAUCUGCACACCGAUGAUGGCGAAAAAGAAGAAGAGGAAGACGACUUGAGCACCCUGGUCGAGCGCAUCCUUGCUGGUCCUGGCGUCCACGGGCGCCCCUCUACCUUGUCGACCUCGUCCCCGCGAUUUUCCCAGGUCCCACCACCACACAUCGGGAACUCCGGGGCCGCCAGCGCAAACUGGCUCAAGGGCGCCACACGGGUGAAGGGAGGAAGUACCAGCCUGUCCCGAACGCUCGGCGCCGGCCCCGCCUCACCGGAUGCCCGUAUGCAGGCGCUUGUCCGCCGGCUCACCCUUUGGUACGAGCGCAAAGAGGCGAAGCGCGUGCAGGCCGUCUACGAAGCCCUCGAGCGGGAGCAGCUGGACUGCACCUUCGAGCCCCGCAUUAACCGCUUGGGAGUGGAAGUGGGAGGCAGUGUGGUUGUCGAUGCGGAAGAGCACCCUCUCCAUCAACGUCACUACAGCGCAGAUGGGUAUCCUCAUUGCCCAUCAGCUUCAUCGAAAACCCGUGGCAGCUCCCGCAGCCGCGCAGUCUCGCACACGAGCGCGAUCAGCAUGUCCUCGUCGCCUUCCCGAGCCACACCGCACGUGUGUGAGUACAUUCCGUCGCUGCAGCCACCGUCGCAGCCCAUCACCGGCGCCGACGCAUUUGUGGAGCGCCUUCGGCGCGCGCAGGAGGAGCGGGACGCGGUGCGAGAGGCCGAGGAGGCGAAGAGGCUUCACUACUACGACCCGACAACCUUCCGGCGCGACCGCACGGUGCCAGUGCCGUUUGAGUUUGCUGAGACGCGUCCGCGGCGACUGGCGACGGCGAUGACUGCCGCGGCUGGCGGCUCGCCGUCGCGUGGUCCCGGCGACAUUGCGGGUGUCACACGGGCAAACAUACCUCCACUCAGCGCGCGCGCAGCUGCACUCGCCACAUACAGAGAUGCGGGGGCGACACCACCGCGACCGGCGGAGGACGGUUUCCGUGACGUGAACGAGGACAAGCCCCUCACGCCCGAGAACACGUUUCUCUCACUCGCCCCACAUAUUCGCCAGACGCUGCUGUUUGACCAACAGAUGGAAUCGCAGCUGCGUCGCGCGACGGACUCAGUGCGCCGUGUGACGCGAGGCGAGUGA
Leishmania mexicana MHOM/GT/2001/U1103 is the source of this 1392-nucleotide messenger RNA. RefSeq lists its product as hypothetical. Lineage: Eukaryota; Euglenozoa; Kinetoplastea; Trypanosomatida; Trypanosomatidae. The record is from RefSeq and is a predicted model, not a curated record. Bases 1 to 1392 code for a protein of 463 amino acids. The transcript has a single exon.